Messenger RNA from Metarhizium brunneum ARSEF 3297, 978 nucleotides. RefSeq lists its product as uncharacterized. The record is from RefSeq and is a predicted model, not a curated record. NCBI's taxonomy places the organism in Eukaryota, Fungi, Ascomycota, Sordariomycetes, Hypocreales, Clavicipitaceae.
AUGGCCAUGACGGGGCAAAUCUACGUCGAGAAGCUUUCCCCCAACCCGGCCCCGGCGAACCCACCACUUCCCAUCAUCUUCAUCGCCGGCGCGGCCCAGACGGGUACCAAUUUCCUUGAUACGCCAGACGGGCGGCCAGGAUGGGCAUCCUACUUCAUCUCCAAAGGUCACACCGUCUACCUCUCUGACCAGCCUGCACGCGGCCGCUCCUUCUGGUUUCCCGGACACGGGAGCAUCGGGUACAUCGGCCCCCCCGAUUCUGUCUCUGACAUCUUCACCGACGUAGCACACAACGGCAACCAGUGGCCGCAGGCGAAGCUUCACACGCAAUGGCCCGGCACCGGCCGCGCCGGCGACCCAACUUUCGACGCUUUCUACAGGAGCCAGGUGCAGUUCCGAAAGGACCGCUUCAUAGGCGAAGAGGAGAAUGCCCAGGCAUAUUCGGCCUUGGUAGACCUCGUAGGCGACUGUUAUAUCAUCAGUCACUCGCAGGCGGGGGCAUACGGCUGGAGGGUCGGAGACAUGCGCCCACACCUGGUCAAGGGCAUCGUGCAGCUCGAGCCGUCCGGUCCGCCAUUCACCCUCCGACCGCCGUUUGGCAACGAGCCAGCGUUUGCCUUUGGCCUCACCGACCUCGCCAUCGGGUACGAGCCGUCGGCGGGCGAGAAUGCCGACAACAUGGAGACCGUGGUCGAGCCGGCAAUCGACGCCCACCACGACGAGUGCAUCAUGCAAAAGGCCCCGGCGAAGAAGCUGACAAACCUGGGCAGAAUCCCACAGCUUGUUGUUACCGGCGAGGCGUCGUUUCAUGCGCCGUAUGAUUACUGCACCGUCAAGUAUCUGGAGCAAGUUGGCGUGGAGGUGGAGCAUGCGGAUCUGGGCGAGGAGGGCAUUCACGGCAACGGACACAUGUUCUUUAUGGAGAAGAAUAACCUGGAGAUUGCGGAUAGGGUAUACCAGUGGCUGCAGAGCCACUGA